Messenger RNA from Thelazia callipaeda (thelaziosis nematode), 618 nucleotides. Lineage: Eukaryota; Metazoa; Nematoda; Chromadorea; Rhabditida; Thelaziidae. The record is from the annotation of a GenBank genome assembly.
AUGGAUUGGAUAACGAAAUCAGCCCCAUUCCAGCCAUAUAAAACUAAAAAUGCCGAAGCUUAUUGCACACAGCCAUUAAUACCAAAUUGUCAGCUGGUGCCUCAAGCAGCGGCACCAUCGUCUUCUGACAAUGCUUCUCCUUCGAUGAUCGAAUGUCAGCCGUUAGUGGAAGAAAAUAUCUCGAUGGCGAAUCUUCUGACAUACUCUCCAAGUUCUUCAAAGGAUUAUAUCAUUGGUUCACCAACCAUCCAAAAUGAAGAGAGCUUCGAUAUAACACUUGCCGAAUUGCAACUUCCUGAACUGACUGCUCGUAUUAUACCUGAAAUAGAAUGUUGCUUCGCAAAUGACUCUUCAUUUCAAAAUGAAGUAAAGAUGAGCGAAUUUUUUUCGCCAGCUGAAGUACAUCCAUACUGUAAUGAGAUUCAAGCUUCUUAUAAUCCUAAUUCUGUUGACGAAGUGGAAUCUAGCAGUAACAUUUAUAAUAAUGAGUACAUUGGCAAUUAUGAAAUGAGUACGUUAUCUCAAACUAAUCAUGAUGAUGACGCCUUUGAUACUACUGGUUUGAGCACAAAGUUGCCUCCAUUCAAAGUGUUGGUUAAAUCUAUUUUACAUAAAUGA